Molecule: messenger RNA, 1762 nt
Organism: Amaranthus tricolor (Joseph's coat)
Lineage: Eukaryota; Viridiplantae; Streptophyta; Magnoliopsida; Caryophyllales; Amaranthaceae
Product: E3 ubiquitin-protein ligase SINAT5-like
Exons: 3
Coding region: 410-1375 (321 amino acids)
Biological process (GO): ubiquitin-dependent protein catabolic process; multicellular organism development
Cellular component (GO): cytoplasm
Molecular function (GO): protein binding; zinc ion binding; ubiquitin protein ligase activity
Source: RefSeq, a predicted model, not a curated record
ACAGUUAAAAUCCCAAGUUUGAAAAAUGGAUGAUGACCCAUGAUUUUCUCUCUCUUGAUAUUGUAGAGAGAGAAACGAAAAGAAAAGGAAAAACAAAAAAGAAGAGAGUGAAUGAAGAAGAAAAGAACCCUCCUUUUUGUGAGGGAAGAUUAAUUUGAUCAAUCUUCCCUCUUCUUCUCUCUCUUUCUCUCUGUUUUUGAAGUGUCGUUCUUUCAAUUUCUUCCACUCUUUUUCUUUCUCUCUCCAUCUUUCUCAUUACACAAAAAUUGAGUUUGUAGAGAGAGAAACUUGGAUGAAGAAUUAAAUUGAAAUUAUAAAAGAUUUUUGGAUUCUAAGAAUUGGGUUUUUCAAUUAGAUUUGUGGGUAUUUGAUUGAUAUUAAUUGUAAAAACAAUAUUAAUAAUCAUAUUAUGGAUAUAGAUAGUAUUGAGUGUGUUUCUUCAGUUGAUGGUUUGGAGGAAGAGGAGAUCCCUCAUCUUGAUAAUCACCUUAAUAAUAAUCAUCAUCAAUUUCCCACAAAAAUUAGGAAUAAUGUUGGUGUUCCUAAUGCAACUGCACCAGCAACUAGCGUUCAUGAAUUGCUUGAAUGUCCUGUUUGUACCAAUUCUAUGUACCCUCCUAUUCACCAGUGCCAUAAUGGUCAUACAUUGUGCUCGACCUGUAAAGCAAGAGUGCACAACCGAUGUCCCACUUGUCGACAAGAGCUUGGUGAUAUUAGGUGCUUAGCUUUGGAGAAGGUAGCAGAAUCGCUUGAGUUGCCUUGUAAAUUUUACAAUUUGGGUUGCCCGGAAAUAUUUCCUUAUUAUAGCAAGCUUAAACACGAGACGGUGUGCAAUUUUAGACCAUACAACUGUCCCUAUGCUGGCUCUGAGUGUUCUAUCGUUGGCGAUAUCCCCUUCCUGGUGACCCAUCUAAGGGAUGACCACAAGGUGGACAUGCACACUGGGUGUACUUUUAAUCAUCGCUAUGUAAAAUCAAAUCCUCGAGAAGUGGAAAAUGCUACGUGGAUGUUAACUGUUUUUCAUUGUUUUGGCCAAUACUUCUGCCUCCACUUUGAAGCCUUCCAACUUGGUGCAGCUCCUGUGUACAUGGCAUUCCUCCGUUUUAUGGGCGACGAAAACGAGGCUCGAAAUUACACGUACAGCCUCGAAGUUGGAGGAAACGGGAGAAAACUUAUCUGGGAAGGAACCCCACGAAGCAUCCGAGAUAGCCACCGAAAGGUAAGGGAUAACCAUGACGGCCUCAUCAUCCAACGAAAUAUGGCACUCUUCUUCUCGGGUGGGGAUCGCAAGGAGUUGAAGCUGAGGGUAACCGGAAGAAUAUGGAAGGAGCAGCAAAACCCGGAUGCUGCUCCGAUACCCAAUAUAUGUAGCUAAGUAGUUGAAGCAAAUAUCGCGUUUUUUAGAUGUUGUUUUCGGGUUUUGUAUUUGAUGGGUUUCGGUUUUGCACUUUCAUGCUAUCUCGAUUUUCUCUGUUGUUUGUAAUAGAAUGGAGAUAUUUGGGAUGGCCUUGAAUUGAAGUUUUUCAGCUUCUGUGCUCUUAUUUCUCUCUCUUUUUUUUUUUUUGGUAUUUUUGUGGAUUCCUGUGUUGGUAAGAACAGGAAUGAUGUUGAAUGUUGAUAGUGUUAAUAAGUGUACGAGUAUGAAUACAACAGCAUAGCUUACAUUAAGAUUUCAUUAUGAAUUAUGAUUCUUACUCGAAUAUACUUUUGUACUUUUGUACAUCAAUUCUACUACAUUUAUACAAUUCAGAUUCUACUCAUU